AUGCGCCUCGCGCUUCAGCUCUCCGGCGUGCGGGCCAUCGUCCAAGCCAUCGCUUUCGUCCUCCCCACGCGUGCGGGUCGCGCUUUCUCGCUCCAGCGGCAGCAGGCGCAGGCUGUCGUUCCAGGAGUCGCCUUCUUCCUCUCCACGCGAGCGGCUUCAAGGUCCACCGCCUGCCCCUAUGGCCUUCCUCUCCACUGCCACCCACCGGCAGUCAUGCGGCUCCUGCUUUUGCGCUCACCCACAUCUCAGAAAAAGCUAGAUGUCAAUGACUCCAGAGGAGUUGCAUACCAUGUGCUUGAUGGAAUGCCCCUAGCACCUUCUACCUAUGGAUAUGCUGGGAAAAUAUUCAGGGAUUGUAGGCGGCUUCUUAUAAGCAUGGAGCAACUCUUCUAUCUUCCUCCAUGUAUUGUUUUGGACAGGUACUUUGGAAAUUAUGGGACAAUCCGUGACAUAGUUCAUAGUCAGUCGCAUUCUUCAAACAAUACCUUUAUUUCCCAUGGAACCACCUGUGAAGGUUCUCAGAUCAAUUCGGAAAGUGGACCUUAA
This is a messenger RNA of Miscanthus lutarioriparius, 546 nucleotides long. The record is from the annotation of a GenBank genome assembly. NCBI's taxonomy places the organism in Eukaryota, Viridiplantae, Streptophyta, Magnoliopsida, Poales, Poaceae.